Messenger RNA from Pipistrellus kuhlii (Kuhl's pipistrelle), 1984 nucleotides. It is a transcript of the gene PALS2, whose product is annotated as protein associated with LIN7 2, MAGUK p55 family member. Gene Ontology annotation, molecular function: protein binding. NCBI's taxonomy places the organism in Eukaryota, Metazoa, Chordata, Mammalia, Chiroptera, Vespertilionidae. The transcript is spliced from 13 exons. Gene Ontology annotation, cellular component: cell-cell junction; plasma membrane. The record is from RefSeq and is a predicted model, not a curated record. The coding region runs from base 54 to 1715 and encodes 553 amino acids.
GCGGCGGCGGGAGAGGAGCUGCCGGAGGGAGAGGAGCGGCCGUCCCAGCCGAAAUGCAGCAGGUGCUGGAUAACCUUACGGAGCUGCCCUCCUCCACGGGAGCAGAAGAGAUAGACCUAAUUUUCCUCAAGGGGAUUAUGGAGAACCCAAUCGUGAAGUCACUUGCUAAGGCUCACGAGAGGCUGGAAGAUUCAAAACUAGAAGCUGUCAGUGACAAUAACUUGGAAUUAGUCAAUGAAAUUCUUGAAGAUAUCACUCCUCUAAUCAGUGUGGAUGAAAAUGUGGCGGAACUGGUUGGGAUACUCAAAGAGCCUCACUUCCAGUCACUCUUGGAAGCCCAUGAUAUAGUGGCAUCAAAGUGUUAUGAUUCACCUCCAUCGAGCCCGGAAAUGAAUAAUUCUGUGAAUAAUCAGUUGUUACCAGUAGAUGCCAUCCGUAUUCUUGGUAUUCACAAAAGGGCUGGGGAGCCAUUGGGUGUAACCUUCAGGGUUGAAAAUAAUGACCUGGUAAUCGCCCGAAUCCUUCAUGGAGGCAUGAUAGAUCGACAAGGGCUGCUCCAUGUGGGGGACAUCAUCAAAGAAGUCAAUGGCCACGAGGUUGGAAACAAUCCAAAGGAAUUACAAGAAUUACUGAAAAAUAUUAGUGGAAGUGUCACCCUAAAAAUUUUACCAAGCUAUAGAGAUACCGUUAUUCCUCAACAGAGUGGCAUCAAUAUGGAGAGGCAUCCAGCCCGCGUCCGGCAGGUAUUUGUGAAAUGUCAUUUUGAUUACAAUCCAUACAACGAUAGCCUGAUACCUUGCAAAGAGGCAGGAUUGAAGUUUUCGAAAGGAGAAAUUCUUCAGAUUGUAAACAGAGAAGAUCCAAAUUGGUGGCAGGCUAGCCAUGUAAAAGAGGGAGGAAGCGCUGGGCUCAUUCCAAGCCAGUUCCUGGAAGAGAAGAGAAAGGCAUUUGUUAGAAGAGACUGGGACAAUUCAGGACCUUUCUGUGGAACCCUAAGCAGCAAAAAAAAGAAAAAGAUGAUGUAUCUCACCACCAGAAACGCAGAAUUUGACCGUCAUGAAAUCCAGAUCUACGAGGAGGUGGCCAGAAUGCCUCCCUUCCAGAGAAGGACGUUAGUGUUAAUAGGAGCUCAAGGUGUGGGGCGAAGAAGCUUGAAAAACAGGUUCAUAGUAUUGAACCCCACUAGAUUUGGAACCACGGUGCCAUUUACCUCAAGGAAACCAAGGGAAGAUGAAAAAGAUGGCCAGGCAUAUAAGUUCGUGUCACGGUCUGAGAUGGAAGCAGAUAUUAAAGCUGGAAAAUAUUUGGAACAUGGGGAAUAUGAAGGAAAUCUCUAUGGAACCAAGAUUGACUCUAUUCUUGAAGUUGUCCAAACUGGACGAACUUGCAUUUUGGAUGUCAACCCACAAGCCCUGAAGGUGCUGAGGACGUCGGAGUUCAUGCCCUACGUGGUCUUCAUUGCCGCCCCGGAGCUGGAGACGCUGCGCGCCAUGCACAAAGCCGUGGUGGAUGCUGGCAUUGCCACCAAGCUUCUGACGGACUCUGACUUGAAGAAAACAGUGGAUGAAAGUGCGCGAAUUCAGAGAGCAUACAACCACUACUUUGAUUUGAUCAUCGUCAACGACAAUCUAGACAAAGCCUUCGAGAAACUACAGACUGCCAUAGAGAACCUGAGGAUGGAGCCACAGUGGGUCCCCAUCAGCUGGGUGUACUGAUGAGUCAAUAAGGUUCACAAUUAAAACACAGCUCUUAGAAAGCGACUACAGCAAAUAACCCGCUGCCGAGAAGCGCGUGCACCGAGGAGAGGCCUGCUCCGGCCGGGCGUUCUGCCGCAGACUGACAUGCCUGUACACUCUUCCCAAUUUUUAUAGACACAGCGGUUGGGAAGGUGUACUGAUAUAUAACUUAUCUUAAUUUUUCUAACUUUUUAUGGACAAUCUAUUCAUAUCACAUAAAGAAAUGCGUUGAAGCAUUUUGUAUAUGU